Messenger RNA from Rhinichthys klamathensis goyatoka, 2063 nucleotides. It is a transcript of the gene marcksa, whose product is annotated as myristoylated alanine-rich protein kinase C substrate a. The transcript has 2 exons. The record is from RefSeq and is a predicted model, not a curated record. Gene Ontology annotation, biological process: central nervous system development; actin filament organization. Gene Ontology annotation, cellular component: plasma membrane; actin filament bundle; cytoplasm. The coding region runs from base 279 to 983 and encodes 234 amino acids. Lineage: Eukaryota; Metazoa; Chordata; Actinopteri; Cypriniformes; Leuciscidae. Gene Ontology annotation, molecular function: actin filament binding; calmodulin binding.
GGUGCAGUUGGGCGUUGGACUCCGCAUCUUAUUAGCGACCAGGGAAAUUUCUCCAUUUUCUGUGCAGUCUGGAGUGUUACGGGCACAAAUCUAGGAUUUAAAUAAAUACUUGCACUUGCCAGGGUUUUUCCUACCGGUUUCCUUCUCUGAGACUGGGUUCGCUCGCUUCGUUGACUCGCAGUGAGCUCGUCGGCCAGGUGUUUAUUCCGGGGAAGAGGCUUCGCUUGUUGCUCUUUGUUCUGUGCUGGGUCUGUUGAGCUCUUUGUUGGAGUGAAAGCAUGGGAGCGCAAGUCUCUAAGACAGCUGGAAAUGGAGAAACAGCUGCAGAAAAACCCGGAGAGGCUGCAGCUUCACCAUCCAAAGCCAACGGACAGGAAAACGGUCACGUGAAGGUGAACGGAGACACGUCUCCAGCGGCGGCUGAGGAGAAAGCGGAGGUUCAGGCUAACGGCAGUGCAGAUGGAGAGACGCCUGAGGAUCCUGCAGAGAAGGAGCCCGCGGAGGGAGAAGAGGAAAACACAGAAGUGAGCGCUCCCGCUGGAGAGGAGUCCGCCAAACCUGAGGAUGCUGCAACUCCCUCCGCAAGCAACGAGACGCCGAAGAAGAAGAAAAAGCGCUUCUCUUUUAAGAAAUCCUUCAAGCUAAGUGGCUUCUCUUUUAGGAAAACCAAGAAGGAGACUGGAGAUGGAGCUGAGGAUGCGGUGGAGGAAGACAAAACUGAGGGAGCUGAAGCUGUUGAAGGACGAGCGUUAGAAGAGAACCCCAAACCAGCAGAGGAGCCAGCCGGAGAAACCAAACCAGUAGAGGAGAAACCAGUAGAGGAGCCCAACGCUGCCAGUCCUGCCACUGAAGAGCCCAAAGAGGAGGAGAAACCAGAGGAGUCCGUGCCAGAUCCCACUGCCUCUCCGAGUGAAGCGCCUGCUCCCACGGGACAAGAAGCAGGAGCCAGUCCCGAGGACCGCCCCGAACCGGCCACAGAGUAAGAGAGAGAGAGAGAUGGAGAAAAAGAACAGAUAAUCAAGGAAUAUUUCCGUUGUACAAUGGAGUAGUGCCAGGGUAUUGGACUUUGGAGAACUUUGUCUGCAACAAGGAAUAUUUUAAUGAUUUUUUUAGUCUUUAGGGUUUUUUUUAUAUCUGCCCCUCCACAAAUCUCGCUCGACCAAUGUGGUUAUUCCUAGAGCUGUGAAAUAGAUGGCUGAAUUGAAUACAGAAAAAAAGUGAUAUUUAUCUAUUUUUGGCAUCAGUAUUAACUCUUUGUUUUUUGGGGGGGAUUUUUAUACAAAUAAAACUGUAAACUUGUUUAAAAUGUCUGGACAUGACUGUGGAUAAAAGGCAGCUUGUUUAGGGGUCAAAAGGGGAUGCAGGUAUUAGGAAUGGGAGUUUUUUUUUUUUUUAUAUAUACAUGUGGCACCUUGAUCACUCAACAUUAAACCACAGACGUAAAGAAAAGCCCCAAAACAGAAUGACCAUCAAUUCAUCCACUACAGUUUACAACACUAAAGUGAUUUCAUUUUUUUAUAUGCUAAAUUCCAGCCAGUAUAAUCAACAAUGCCAAGUUUAUAACUACAUAUUUUGGGAACUUUAAACACUUUUAGCUAUCUGUGAUUUCAGUAGGAAAGCGAUUUGCAUAUGCUUUAUGGUGUAUUGCUGGUUCUAUGAGCUUAUUAAAGUGUAAGUAUGUAUAGAAGGGGUGUUUUAACUGUGAUUAUUGUACAAAUGAUAUCUUGAUCUCAAGAAGCACAUGCAGCUCUUUUAUCAUCCUUAGACCAUUGGAGCAAAUUUUGAAGUCAAACCAAGCUGUGACACGUGUUCUGGUUCCUGUUUAUACUGUGCUCUGUUUUGAUUACAACAGAUGAUGCCUUUUGACAAAAUUAAGGAACUUGUCAGAUGCAAUGUUUGUGUAGCAUCUUGUCUCUUUCUUUUGUAAAUAUUGGAGAAGCUUUUACGUUUGACUUAGAGAUUGAAUGUAACUUUGCCUACAAAAUUUCAAUGAAACUUGCUGAAGGUGUUCUACAUUUUUUGUGAGUACACUAAAAGAAAAAUAAAUGUGAAUAAAAUUUGAA